CCGCCCCGUCGGGCAGGAAGGAGGUGAAGGUGGUGAUCGUGGGCGACGGGGGCUGCGGGAAGACGUCGCUGCUGAUGGUGUACGCCAAGGGCGCCUUCCCCGAGCAAUACGCGCCCUCUGUUUUUGAGAAGUACACGACGAGCGUGACGGUGGGGAAGAAGGAGGUCACCCUGAACCUGUACGACACCGCAGGGCAGGAGGACUACGACAGGCUACGGCCACUUUCUUACCAGAACACCAAUGUCGUGUUAAUUUGUUACGAUGUCAUGAACCCCACUAGCUAUGAUAAUGUGGCAGCCAAGUGGUAUCCUGAAGUGAAUCACUUCUGCCGGGGUGUGCCGCUCGUGCUGAUCGGCUGCAAGACAGACCUCCGCAAGGACAAGGAGCAGCUGCGCAAGCUCAGGGCUGCCAAGCAGGAGCCCAUCACCUACAACCAGGGUGAGGCAGCUUGCAAGGAGAUUAAUGCAGAAAUUUACCUGGAAUGCUCAGCAAAAUGUCGUGAGAACAUAGAGAAUGUUUUUAAGGAAGCCACAACCAUUGCACUGAGUGCCAUGAAGAAAGCCAAGCGCCACAGGAAACGGAAAGUGUGCUCAGUGUUAUGAUCUGGACUGCACAAGAACCAAGUGAUUCAGAUUUUAUAAACAGUUUAACUUUUAAAGUCUUCUCUU
This is a messenger RNA of Ficedula albicollis (Collared flycatcher), 668 nucleotides long. RefSeq names its product ras homolog family member F (in filopodia) (gene RHOF). Gene Ontology annotation, molecular function: GTP binding; GTPase activity. The record is from RefSeq and is a predicted model, not a curated record. Lineage: Eukaryota; Metazoa; Chordata; Aves; Passeriformes; Muscicapidae. The coding region runs from base 75 to 602 and encodes 175 amino acids. The transcript is spliced from 5 exons. Gene Ontology annotation, biological process: cell migration; small GTPase-mediated signal transduction.